UUGUUCAUUUUCAUUCUAUUCUGCUCUGUCUCUCUCUCUCUCCCCUCUCUUCUCUGUUAUCGAGAAGAACGAUAGCACACAGCUCAACGAAAGCAACGUCGCCGUUUCCGAGCUCGUAUUCUCCGCAAGAUCUGUCACCCCGCUCAGCUCGGCCAUGGCGGCUCUGAUUCGACGGCCCUACUGAUCCCCUCCUUCUUCAACCCCUCUCAGCUUUAAAUAAGCUGCUUUUUGCAUACUCGCAUGAUAACAGGAGAAGAGUAACUUCUUUGCAUGUGCUGAAAUAGACCCUCAUAUUACUCGGGUGUUUUAAAGGAUCAAAUGUGCUGAAAGGUCAGUUUGGUUAUUUUACAAACUGGUCAAAGCAGGUGCUUGAGUUCUAUCCAGAUGCAGUCGUCACCUGGAAAGCCCACACUUAAGUUAAUCGUUAAGUUUAAAAAGAAAGAAAAGGAACAAGAGUCAAGCCUACCUGAUAGCUCGGAUGACAUCAAUCAGGAGCCGACAGAUACAUCUACUUCCAUAAGGGAUAGAGAGUCUUGUGAGAACAAAGAGUGUUGUGAUGAAUCAAAUGAGAAGCCUUUGGGUCAGCAGGUUGAUGAUGAAUCAAAAGAGAAUACUUCAGAACAGCCUGUGGAUUAUGAAUCAAAUGAGAAGACUUCAAGACAAUCAGCCGAUGAUGAAUCGAACGAGAAGAAUUUGAAAGAGUCGGUAACUGAUGAAUCAAAUGGGAAGACUUCCAAACAGCCGGUGGAUGAUGAAUCAAAUGAUGACUAUUCAAAGCAACUGGUGGUUUAUGAUCCUUUGAUUAAUGGAGGGGGUCAGAUUGUGCCUGUUCCUGAUCCCUCGGAGUCCCAGCAUUCACCAUUUGUGAGACAUUGUGCAAAUCAACCUCCCAAGGUUUUGCCGUCUGUUGGAGCUUUCACAGUCCAGUGUGCAAACUGCUUUAAAUGGAGGCUCAUACCAACAAAGGAGAAAUAUGAAGAAAUACGUGAACGUAUCCUUCAAGUCCCCUUUUUCUGUGAGACGGUUCGUGAGUGGCGACCCGAUAUAUCAUGUGAUGAUCCCGAGGACAUUUCCCAAGAUGGUAGCAGACUCUGGGCAAUUGACAAGCCUAACAUUGCCCAGCCACCUCCUGGGUGGCAACGGCUUCUAAGGAUUAGAGGCGAAGGGGGCACUAAAUUUGCAGAUGUGUACUAUGUGUCUCCAUCAGGCAAGAGACUUCGUUCAAUGGUUGAGAUACAGAAAUACCUGAUGGAGCACCCAGAGUAUGUGGCAAAUGGAGUGACAAUGUCACAGUUUUCCUUUCAAAUUCCUCGGCCGCUGCAAGAAAAUUAUGUGAGGAAGCGGCCCUCUCGUGGUCAUGUUUCUUAUGAUGGCAGACCUCUUGAUGCUGGUGAAGCAAGACCACUAGCAUGGGCAGCACCCGAGGACUUGACGGAACUGCAACUGGGCAUGCCAGGCUUAUCAUCUUCUUCAUCCUUCGGGAGCUCAUCUCUCGAUCAGUUUCCAAUGCCAAAGAAGAAGAAGAAGAAGAAACCGAAGAAUCCGUUGCGUGAACAAAUGUAUAGUAGCAAUGAACCAUACCAUCAACACAAUUUUGGGCUAGGCGAGCCUGGUCAGUUUUAGAACUAGAAAAUUACAAUCUCUCGAGUUCCUUAAUGCCAGUCUUCAUCUUCGGGUCCCAGUUAGGAGGAAAUACUUUUGAAUGUCUUUCUUGGGGUGAACCGCUUUUGUGGCUUUGAGGGGGGGAAGGGGAAUGGAGGGGCUUCGAGGUGUUGUGGCAAUGGUUGUAUGAUUUUUGGACGUUCAUCGUCAAUAUAUAUAUACACAAGUAGAAGCUGUAUGUGGGUAAUAUUGUAGCAUGUUCAAAUGAACUUUUGCUUGAGAAGUUUGUCUUACUAGUUUUUGAAAUUUAUAUAGUAGCGGGCCUUAUUUCA
Molecule: messenger RNA, 1934 nt
Organism: Punica granatum (pomegranate)
Lineage: Eukaryota; Viridiplantae; Streptophyta; Magnoliopsida; Myrtales; Lythraceae
Source: RefSeq, a predicted model, not a curated record